UCUAUAUUGAAAAAUUAGCAAUUAAAUUUUGUUAGCAGAUUCUUUAAGACAACAUUACUAUAAUAACCUGUAAUGAGAAAAAGAACAAUUACACCAAUAUUUCCAUCUCCAGGAUAUAACUUACUCAUUCCAGAUUGGCCAGUUGAAUAAUUUAUGUUAAGAAUUGGAAAAGGUUGUUCAGAUUACUCUGAUAAAUUUGAAAAACUAAAUGAACUUUUCGAAGCAGAUAGAGUAUAUUCUUUGUAUUACAAUCUAGCAUUCAAUGAAAGAAAAGGGAAUCCCUCCAAAAGUUAGAAAAUAUAUAUUUUCAAUCAAAGAAUAAUUACGUCGAGGAGUACUCACAUUCGAAUAUUUAGAAAGAAGAACAUCACUCACUAUACCUAAGAAAAAAGUAACAAAAAAAUGAUUUUUUAUAUUUAUGGUAUAGUCUUUAUAAGUUUUAUCAGCAAA
Molecule: messenger RNA, 450 nt
Organism: Paramecium sonneborni
Lineage: Eukaryota; Ciliophora; Oligohymenophorea; Peniculida; Parameciidae
Source: the annotation of a GenBank genome assembly